Prorocentrum cordatum is the source of this 1455-nucleotide messenger RNA. NCBI's taxonomy places the organism in Eukaryota, Dinophyceae, Prorocentrales, Prorocentraceae. The record is from the annotation of a GenBank genome assembly.
CGAACCUCCAAGAGGCUUCAAGAUCCUUCCAAGACGGCUCUAAGUGGCCAAAGGGCCUCCAUCCGUAGCCAUUUUGGCUCAAGCCAUUUUAGCAACUUUGGCUUAAGCCUUUCACACCCACACAAGGCGCAUCAGCUUUUUUUUUCCGAACUACAGACACGCGUGAUAAGGUGAACCUAUGGUGUUCAAGGCCAUCUUGCAUUUUCUACUCUUCGCUAACUUCGCCCUGCCCCUGCAGGCUUUGACGCUGGAGAAUGUCGCAGAUGAGGCACUGCUCAGGCGUGCUGGCCAUGGCGCUGCAGCAGAAGAAGCGGGCAGUCACAGUGGCAUGGUAAAACUCCAGGAUCUCAUGGACCAGCACGCUGCGUCGGAGACCUAGCUCCAUGUCCGUGCGGCCGAGACGUGGCGUAGGUAUGCUAACCAGCUCGCCGAAAAUGGAUGCGGCUAUAAAGGGGGUCUGCUGCCAUGCCCCAAUGGCAACAUCUGUUAAUACACAGGACAUGGAGGCUUGAACGUGACGGCCACAGUGGAGUAUCGUGGGAAUACCAGAUGCUGCAGUCGACAUGCCUGAAAUCGUGACGUUUAUGGGGGCUGGCACCAACGAUGCUCCUGCAAUGUUGAUGGACGUACCAGCGGAAUACCGCAGAACAGCGAAUCCUGGGAUGCUGAAGAUGUUCUUCGUGGAGGACACUGAUAAUGUUACUGAGCAGUGCCCUCAUGAUAGUGAGCGCGUGGAGUCCAUGGGGAACAGCACCGCGUCGUACCAGGUUGAGAACAACACGUUCGCAGUUUCAGCGCAAAGCCCAAACACGUUCAUGGGCAUGGCCUUCGAUUUCGUCAGCGAGGCACCUGUGGGUCACACCCUGGCCUUCGAGAUUCCUUCUGGGACGGAGAUCGUCUGGGUGAGCCAUGAAGAGAUGGUCGAGGUGCUCCAAUCGCAGGAGAUGCCAGCUUCCCUCGAGAGGCGCCUAGAGGCGCAGUUACGCAAAGUUUCUUUUGCCAAGGGGAUGGAUGGUGCGCUCACGCAGAAAGGAAGCAGGCGGCGCAGGCGGCGCAGGGCGAGUUGCACAGGUGGACAGAUAGGGGCCAUGGCAGGAGGUGCAGCCGCCGUGGGCGCCGCUUUUUUGGACUGCGCGUUUACUUUCAUAGGUUGCUUCGCGGCGGCGCCGUUCUUGAUGAUGGCCGGGACAACGUCUGUGAUAAGCGGUGGUUGCCAAUGUUGGGCUAGCAGUGAAAGUGGGAAGUGGGCCUGCCGUAUUAAUCGUUGAGGGCGGCGAGGGUUGCGAGGGCGCGGUAGCGGUCUCCAAUUGCAAGUGGCGGGCUAGCUGGCGAUCAUGUUCCUGCUUAAAACCAAAAAUUGCCAAAGGGCCUCCCAAGGACGCCCUGGAGAGGCCAACAACCGUCCAAAACCUACUGGAAACCAAUGCUUUUGAUGGCCUUCUCGCCUUUUCGCUU